Messenger RNA from Aspergillus fumigatus Af293, 579 nucleotides. RefSeq lists its product as uncharacterized. The record is from RefSeq and is a predicted model, not a curated record. Lineage: Eukaryota; Fungi; Ascomycota; Eurotiomycetes; Eurotiales; Aspergillaceae.
AUGUACACGUCGCUCAAAGCCAUAUCUCGCGCUACCGUCCUCCACAUCAGUCUGAAUCCUCUUUUUCUAAUCGGAGCCCGCGCCUCGCUCGCAACCGCAACUACAACAUCACCAAAUCUCCGCUCAUACUCAGCAUUAUAUCCCAUCUGCCCAUCCUUCCACCUCUACUAUCCUACGCAAAUCAGCUCAAUCCACAAUCACAACCAAGGACAUCCCUUCUCUACAUCCGCGACCAUGUCCGCCGAAUCUGCCUCCAACGAGAGCCAGUCGCAACAUCCCCGCCAACCAGAGAACGAGCAGGAGCAAGACCCAAACAAGCCUAUCCUCGCGCUACCGGAGGCUCCCUCGGCAGAAUCAGGAGCCACCCAUAUCGACGUUAGUGGUGGAGGGUCGACGGUGAAGCUCGACGCUCUGGGUCCGCUGGUGGUUAACCAGGAUGGAACGCUGUCGCGGAUCGCAAACUGGGAGCAGAUGACUGAGAUUGAGAGGCGGAAUACACUGCGUGUGCUAGGCAAGCGGAAUAAAUUACGGUUAGAUUCGCUGAAGGCGGCAGAGGGUGAGAAAGAUGAGAGCAACUGA